UGUUGUUGGUGGAGCUAUACAAAAAUGGUUGAAAAAAUUUAGGACUUUUUUCGGAGUGGCCAAACAGGGAGUGAGUAUUUUUUUUUUGAAAUUUUGCCCCAAAAUGGCGUCAUUUUGAGACACUGCAAGAAGCAUGGCAGGAAAGUAUAGCAGAGAAUCCGGACACCUUUUUAGUGCUCCCAAACAUUUUUCAAAAACACACACGACAGUACAGGCAACAACAUUUUCUCACCACCACCACCUCUCACCACCCAAAAAAUGGACAACAACCAGCCACCACCCACGGCGGCGCAGUCCUCCUCAUACCCACCCCAACCACCCUACCACCACCACCACCUACACCUCCUCCUCCAACAACAACAACAACAACAACUGCAGAUGUUCUGGACGUACCAACGCCAAGAGAUCGAGCAAGUCAACGACUUCAAAAACCACCAGCUCCCUUUGGCUCGCAUCAAGAAGAUCAUGAAAGCCGACGAAGACGUCCGAAUGAUAUCCGCCGAAGCCCCAAUGCUCUUUUCCAAGGCCUGCGAGCUAUUCAUUCUCGAGCUCACCAUCCGAUCAUGGAUCCACGCCGAGGAGAACAAGCGCCGAACCCUCCAGAACAACGACAUCGCCACCGCCAUUACUCGCACCGACAUUUUCGAUUUCUUGGUCGACAUUGUUCCCAGAGAGAUCAAGGAGGAAGGGGUAGAGAUUGUGGGCUCCACGGCGACUGGGGUUCCGUACUAUCAUCCUCCGGCGGCGGGUGGGGUUGAUCCGGGGGUGCACGUGCCGCCGUCGCAGGCGUGGCAAUCGGUGUGGCAGACGGCGGUGGAGGAUUGGUCGUAUGGUGGCGGAGGGAGCGGUGGGCAGGUCAAUCUGGAUGGGCAAGGUUAAUUUACUCAGUUGCAGAUGCUAUGAUGAUGAUGCUGAGUGGCACAAUGGAAGAUUACUUAGCUUGUUCUUGCUUUCUGGAAUUUUGUGAAUUUUUUUUUUUUCAAUUAUAAAUUACUUGGCUGCUAUUUUUAUGGAGCAAGUAAUGACUUCAUGCUGUUAAUUAAAAACCUAUAUACACUUAUCAUGUGCAGUUACAGGAAAUGCUACUAUGGUGCAUCCUGCCAUUAUCUAUGUGCUGUUCUGGAUUCAA
Molecule: messenger RNA, 1129 nt
Organism: Camellia sinensis
Lineage: Eukaryota; Viridiplantae; Streptophyta; Magnoliopsida; Ericales; Theaceae
Source: RefSeq, a predicted model, not a curated record